AGCUGACAUUGGGGGAAGCCGGCUAUUGUUGGGCUUUGUGUUGUCAAGAAAGAUUGGAUUUUUCUCGGUCUGAGAGAGAUUGGGAGAGGAGAGUUGGGGACGAUGGAGGAGGUGGAUCACCUGGCGCACGAGAGGAGCAAGGCGCAGUUCGAUGUGGACGCCAUGAAGGUCGUCUGGGCCGGAUCCAAGCACGCCCUCGACGUCGCCGAUCGGAUGGCCCGCCUCGUGGCCAGCGAUCCCGUAUUUCGUAAGGAUAACAGAACGAUGCUUGGGCGGAAGGAGUUGUUUAAAAACACCCUGAGAAAAGCUGCCCACGCAUGGAAGCGCAUCAACGAGCUCCAUCUUACUGAGGAAGAGGCAUCAAUGUUAAGAUUAUUUGUGGAUGAACCUUCUUAUGUGGAUCUGCAUUGGGGCAUGUUUGUUCCAGCUAUAAAAGGACAAGGAACUGACGAGCAGCAGAAGAAGUGGUUACCGCUGGCCUAUAAAAUGCAAAUAAUUGGCUGCUAUGCACAGACUGAACUUGGUCAUGGUUCCAAUGUCCAAGGCCUUGAAACAACUGCAACAUUUGAUCCCAAAUCUGAUGAAUUUAUCAUUCACAGUCCUUCUCUAACUUCAAGUAAGUGGUGGCCUGGUGGUUUGGGAAAAGUUUCUACACAUGCAGCUGUUUAUGCUCGUUUGAUCACAGAUGGAAAGGACCAUGGCAUACAUGGUUUCAUAGUCCAGUUACGAAGUUUGGAUGAUCACUCACCCCUUCCUGGGAUCACCAUCGGUGAUAUUGGAACAAAAUUUGGAAAUGGUGCAUACAACACAAUGGAUAAUGGUGUUCUACAAUUUGAUCAUGUGCGCAUACCAAGAAAUCAAAUGUUGAUGAGGGUUUCACAGGUUACAAGGGAGGGAAAGUAUUUGCGCUCUGAUGUUCCAUGGCAACUACUUUAUGGGACGAUGGUCUAUGUGCGUCAAACCAUUGUGUCAGAUGCUUCUAAAGCGCUGUCUCGAGCUGCUUGUAUUGCUGUCAGGUAUAGUGCUGUCCGCAGACAAUUUGGCUCACAGGAUGGUGGUCCAGAGACUCAGGUCAUUGAUUACAAAACUCAGCAAAGCAGGCUCUUCCCAUUGCUGGCUUCAGCUUAUGCUUUUAGAUUUGUGGGUGAGUGGUUGAAAUGGCUAUAUGCAGAUGUCACUCAGAGACUACAAGCUAAUGAUUUUUCAACAUUGCCCGAGGCGCAUGCAUGCACUGCUGGUUUGAAAUCCUUAACGACCUCUGCUACAGCUGAUGGCAUCGAAGAAUGCCGAAAACUAUGUGGUGGUCAUGGUUAUUUGUGUAGCAGUGGGCUUCCUGAGUUGUUUGCAGUAUAUGUUCCUGCCUGCACGUAUGAAGGAGAUAAUGUUGUUUUACUUUUGCAGGUUGCAAGGUUUCUUAUGAAGACUGUUUCUCAGCUUGGGUCAGGAACACAGCCUGUCGGAACCACAGCAUAUAUGGGGAGAGCACAGCACUUAAUGCAGUGCAAGUGUGAUGUUCGUGGAGCUGAGGACUGGCUGAAGCCUUCUGUCAUACUGGAAGCAUUUGAAGCUAGAGCUGUUAGGCUUGCUGUAAAUUGUGCCCAAAAUAUAAGCAAGGCAGCAAGCCCAGAAGAAGGUUUUUCUGAACUCUCUGCUGAUUUAUUGGAAGCUGCGGUUGCACACUGCCAAUUGAUUAUUGUAUCAAAGUUCAUUGAGAAGGUCCAACAAGACAUACCAGGACAUGGAGUCAAAGGACAACUACAGAUUCUCUGCAACAUCUAUGCACUCUCUGUGCUUCACAAGCAUCUCGGUGAUUUCCUUGCAACUGGGUGCAUCACAUCCAAGCAAGCUUCCCUGGCCAAUGAUCAGCUCCGGUCUCUUUAUUCCCAGAUCCGGCCUAAUGCUGUUGCACUUGUUGAUGCAUUCAACUACACCAAUCACUACUUGGGGUCUGUUCUUGGUCGCUAUGAUGGGAAUGUGUAUCCGAACCUCUAUGAAGAGGCUUGGAAGGACCCGCUCAAUGACUCAGUUGUGCCUGAUGGAUACCGUGAAUACAUUCAGCCUGUGCUUAAGCAAAAGUUUAGGGCAUCAAGGCUGUGAAGGUGCAUUCUCAAUCAACUGAAGUUUGUCAUGUCUAUCUAAGAGUCAGCAAUAGUGACUAAUUAUAAAUACUCCUGAUGGCCAACUUGGGAAAUCAAUAAAGUUCAGGAAUGAGUCCUUGGAUGAAAAUGUAGCUGAUAUUGGUAUUGAUAUGAUAUCUGUUUGGAGCCAUGAUGGCACACAUUGGUUGAACCAUUUUCGUUACAAAUUACAGGAGGUUUGUGGUUGGUUAGGUAAGUCGAAAUUUUCAUUGGAUUAGCAAGUUUUUUAUGAGAUCAGUUCCUCGUGGAUCAUAUUAGAUGCUUCUGGUUCAUCUUCAA
Phoenix dactylifera (date palm) is the source of this 2417-nucleotide messenger RNA. NCBI's taxonomy places the organism in Eukaryota, Viridiplantae, Streptophyta, Magnoliopsida, Arecales, Arecaceae. The record is from RefSeq and is a predicted model, not a curated record.